This is a messenger RNA of Cricetulus griseus (Chinese hamster), 1664 nucleotides long. It is a transcript of the gene Cyp2a15, whose product is annotated as cytochrome P450 2A15. Gene Ontology annotation, biological process: coumarin metabolic process; xenobiotic metabolic process. The record is from RefSeq and is marked provisional. NCBI's taxonomy places the organism in Eukaryota, Metazoa, Chordata, Mammalia, Rodentia, Cricetidae. Gene Ontology annotation, molecular function: heme binding; iron ion binding; oxidoreductase activity, acting on paired donors, with incorporation or reduction of molecular oxygen, reduced flavin or flavoprotein as one donor, and incorporation of one atom of oxygen. Gene Ontology annotation, cellular component: intracellular membrane-bounded organelle; cytoplasm.
CCAUGCUGGGCUCAGAGCUGCUCCUGGUGGCCAUACUGGCCUACCUGAGUGUCAUGGUCUUGGUGUCUGUCUGGAAGCAGAAAGUCAGGGGGAAGCUCCCUCCAGGACCCACUCCUUUGCCUUACAUUGGGAAUUACCUGCAGCUGAAUACCAAAGACAUGUACAGCUCCAUCACAGAGCUCAGUGAGCGCUAUGGCCCCGUGUUCACCAUCCACCUUGGGCCUCGCCCAGUCGUGGUGCUCUAUGGAUACGACGCAGUAAAGGAGGCUUUGGUGGACCAAGCAGAGGAAUUCAGUGGACGAGGCGAACAGGCCACCUAUAAUACACUCUUCAAAGGCUAUGGUGUGACCUUCAGCAGCGGGGAACGAGCCAAACAGCUCAGGCGCUUCUCCAUUGCAACACUGAGAGACUUUGGUGUGGGAAAGCGCAGUGUGGAGGAGCGUAUCCAGGAGGAGGCGGCCUGUUUGGUCAAGAUGUUACAGAGCACCAGUGGAGCACCCAUCGACCCUACUGUCUACCUGAGCCAAACAGUGUCCAAUGUCAUUAAUUCCAUUGUCUUCGGGGACCGCUUCGACUAUGAGGACAAAGAGUUCCUGGAGCUGCUGCGUAUGAUGGGUCAGAUAAACAGAUUUGCAGCUUCUCCCACUGGACAGCUCUAUGACAUGUUCCAUUCAGUGAUGAAAUACCUGCCUGGACCACAGCAACAGAUCAUCAAGAAUACGAAGGAACUGGAAGACUUCAUGGUCAGGAAAGUGAAGCAGAACCAGAGCACCCUGGACCUCAACUCCCCACGGAACUUCAUUGAUUCCUUUCUCAUCCACAUGCAAGAGGAGAAGAAGAACCCCGAUUCCGAGUUCAACAUACAGAACCUGGUGAUGACAUCACUGAACCUCUUCUUCGCUGGUUCUGAGACCGUCAGCUCCACGAUGCGUUAUGGCUUCCUGCUGCUCAUGAAGUACCCAGAAGUGGAGGCCAAGGUCCAUGAGGAGAUUGACCGGGUGAUUGGCAGGAAGUGACAGCCCCAGUUUGAGGACCGCAUGAAGAUGCCUUACACCGAGGCUGUCAUCAAUGAGAUUCAGAGAUUUGCUAACCUUGCUCCCUUGGGCAUUCCUCGGAAGACUAUCCAGAAUACCACAUUCCGUGGCUUCUUCCUCCCCAAGGACACCGAAGUGUUCCCUAUACUAGGUUCUCUGCUGACGGACCCAAAGUUCUUCCCCAGUCCCAAAGAUUUCAACCCCCAGAACUUCCUGGAUGACAAGGGGCAGUUGAAGAAGAAUGCUGCUUUUGUGCCCUUCUCUGUAGGAAAGCGGUUCUGUUUGGGGGACGGCCUCGCCAGGAUGGAGCUCUUUCUCUUCUUCACCACCAUCUUGCAGAACUUCCGGUUCAAGUUCCCAAAGAAACCGGAAGACAUCGAUGAGUCCCCCAAACCGUUGGGGUUUGCCAGGAUCAUACCACAUUACACCAUGAGCUUCCUGCCCAUCUGAUUCCGGGGUCAACCAAGGUGGAGCAAGAGGGAGGGGGAGUCUGGAGUGAGACCAGAGACAGAGUGAAGGGAGAAGGUGAAAACUGGGGUUUCAGAAGGGACCACAUGGCUGGAAGAAAAUUUACAUGCCCGCUUAAAUUGUGACGUAAUUAAACAAAAAGCAUGCUGUUGACAGUGGUCA